GCCAAGAAGCCGCGGGCCGAAGGCAUCGCCGGCGAGGCCGCCGCCGAACUCCGCAUCGCCGCGCUGAGAGAAGCGCUGGAGAGGCGGGAGACAGGCGACAGUGCUGGCACCAUUGCGCAGCUUGAGGGCAUCCGGGAAGUCCUGCACAGAGUGCCUUUUGGCCUUCGGCCGCCGGACUUCCAGCUCGGCGUGAAAAGGCAGUUGUUCCAGCUCCUCCGUCAUCUGGGACAGAUCUGUGCUGCCGCAGACGAGGAGCUGCGGCGAGCAGUGGCCUCUCUGGUGGAUGCCCUCAUCCGCAGUGGCUAUGCCCAGGGUGCUCGCGACCGGCGAGAUGUCAUAGCGUCGGGCGCAUGGAUGGCCUGCAUGGAGGCUCUGCGUGCAGCAGAAAGUGCCGAAAGCGUCGCCGCGCUUCACACGUACCUUCACUUAUCCGAUUAUGUUGCAUUCUACGAGGACUUUAUCGGGAUGCAUCCGGAGUUCUGGAAUCCGGAUCUUUUCCGGCUGGUACUGAAGCACCUGCCCAGCAUAAUUCAAGUUCCCGACACCAUCGAGGCCGAC
This is a messenger RNA of Symbiodinium sp. CCMP2456, 558 nucleotides long. The record is from the annotation of a GenBank genome assembly. NCBI's taxonomy places the organism in Eukaryota, Dinophyceae, Suessiales, Symbiodiniaceae.